UAGAUGGAAGAAAAUGAAAUCUUGGAACUCUACCACCUUCAAUACGCCGAUCUCAUGGCGUUGUCGUCCCACCAAAUUCCCACAUCAAACGAUGAAAUUCAACGCCUCGCAUCAAUUUCCAUAUCGAUAAUGCAAAGCCUCGGCCGUAACGGGCCGGGCCUUCUCUCCAUUACCGGUGUUCCUGCAGCCCAAACCUCCCAAACUCUGCUCCCUUUGGCCCGAAAGCUCGCUCUUCUCAGAAACGAUGAUCGGAAAAGGAUUCUCAAGGAUCAUAAUCUGGGGAGCGAUGUUCCGUUGAAGGAUUUGAAUAGAACCGUGUCUUCUUUUGCAAUGCAAAUGAAGUAUGAUGAUGACUUCAAAUUUGGAUUUGGGGAUAGGGCAGUGUCUAAAGAGGUUGAAUCAGGGGAAUUUAAGGAUCUAGGGUUUGCAUUUCGAGAAUUAGGGUUUUGUAUGAUGGAAUUGGGGCUUUGUCUUGCUCGAGUUUGUGAUCAACAAAUUGGUGGGUGUGAGCUGGAACAGAGCUUAUUGCAGAGUGGUACAGCGAAAGGGCGGUUGAUACAUUAUCACUCUGUUGCUGAUAAUGCUGCCAUCAACGAGGCGGAGAAUAGGAAGCGCCGUAGCAGGGUUAGUUUGGGGGAGAAUUGUAAAUCUGAUUAUGGUGACGAUGGUAACUCAAAGCUGUGGCAGCAGUGGCAUUACGAUUAUGGGAUUUUUACGAUUUUGACAAUGCCAAUGUUUAUGUUGUCGAAUGAAAGUGAUGAGCGAGAGUGCGACUCUCCUAGUGGCCAUACGUACCUGCAAGUCUUUCAUCCUGAGAUGAACUGUGUGGUUAUGGUGAAGGCGCCACGAGGGAGUUUUAUUGUUCAGGUGGGAGAAUCAGCAGAUGUGUUAUCACGGGGGAGGCUUAGAGCUACCCUCCAUAGUGUUUCAAGACCGGACAAGAUGGAGAAUUUGAGCAGGGAGACUUUUGUUAUAUUUCUACAGCCGGCAUGGAGCAAGACGUUUUCACUUGCAAACUACCCCGAUGAACAUUUAAGAUUAGGAGGUCAGGGUACAGAGCUACGUGACGAGGAAACUUGUAGUGCUAGGCAUGAAUUGAAUGGAUUGGCUCGGAAAAUUCAGGAGAUUGUUCCUCCCCUGUCUUCACGCUUGCGCGAUGGGAUGACAUUUGUAGAAUUCGCGAAAGAAACUACAAAGCAAUACUAUGGUGGUAAAGGUUUGCAGGCUAACAGAUAGGAAAAAAAGCUAAGAAUGAAUUCAUUUUUGCAUUUGUUGAAACAAGUAUUGUGUGGAGUACAUAAUAUAGACUGGGGGAGUUGAUACAGAUCCUCUGCUAAAGCCUCUAUCCCACUAUAUACCUCAUGCAUCCAUAUCUAUCAUCCACUACACACCCUAAACUGCAUGCCAAUUGCCACAACUCCAUUUUACCCUCAUCCUCUUCCUCACCAAGGCCAAGACGUGAUGUUAGACGUCCACGUUGGAAGAUUACAUUUAGAUUUGCCUAUCUUUGUAUUUUUAUUAAUUAAAUGUAAUAGAGUCAGGCGAAGUAUAAGCCCCUUUCAGGGUUUUCUUUGUCGGUUCUUUUCCAGAUUGCAUAAAAGGGUCCUUAGAUUUUCUAUUUAAACUCUUGCGAAGGCCAUUAAUUUUUAUCAGCAAUAGAAAGUAUCGUUCACUUAUCUA
This is a messenger RNA of Salvia splendens (bonfire salvia), 1680 nucleotides long. RefSeq lists its product as uncharacterized. NCBI's taxonomy places the organism in Eukaryota, Viridiplantae, Streptophyta, Magnoliopsida, Lamiales, Lamiaceae. The transcript is spliced from 3 exons. The record is from RefSeq and is a predicted model, not a curated record. Bases 4 to 1236 code for a protein of 410 amino acids.